Molecule: messenger RNA, 1830 nt
Organism: Metarhizium brunneum ARSEF 3297
Lineage: Eukaryota; Fungi; Ascomycota; Sordariomycetes; Hypocreales; Clavicipitaceae
Source: RefSeq, a predicted model, not a curated record
AUGGACAGAUACCAGUACGAGCCGCUGCCGCCAGACGGCAAGCACAUCCGGCUGGCGGUGCUUCACCCGCGCGCGUCCCCCCGCCCAGAGGACAUCCGCAUCACCAUCCAGCACGCGCCGCUCGAGGCCCGGCCCUUCAUGGCCCUGUCGUACGUCUGGGGAGACGCAAGCGACAGGCUCGACGUCGCCGUCGCCCAGUCGUCGACCGACGCGCCGGCCAAGCGCCUCUCGGUCACGGCCAACCUGGCAGAGGCCCUCGGCCACCUCCCCUACGCCGACAGCCACCUCGUCCUCUGGGUCGACGCCGUGUGCAUCAACCAGCAGGACCUGGACGAGCGCGCGCGGCACGUCUCCCUCGUGGCGGAGAUCUACGCCUCGGCGGAGCGCGUCCUCGCGUGGACCGGCCCCUCCGCCCCCGGCAGCAACGUGGCCGUGAACCUGCUGCACCGCAUCGCCGACUCGGUCGACCUCGACCCCGACCCCGACCCCGGGUCGCGCGCGCCGCGGCCCAGGCCCCGGGAGUCGCAGUGGACCAGGGAGAGCGGCGCGGCCAGCGCCUACUUCCGGCUGCUGCUCGACGAGCGCGUCGCCCUGCCCUGGGACGGGCCCGAGUCGCAGGCCCUCGAGGCCUUCUUCCACCGGCGCCCCGCGUCUCGGGCCUCGGCCACCUGCUGCGGCAGAUGCAGCGGACCGGCGCAGGGCCUCGCGGCGCGCAUCGCGCCCGACUACAGGAAGCCCGUGGUGGAAGUGUACAAGGAGCUGGUGCUCGCGGAGAUGGAGGCGACGCGCAGGGCCGACCUCGUGUCGGAAUCCCGGCGGGCCGACUCCACUUGUCCGGGUCGGCGGCCGUCGUGGGUGCCGGACUGGACCGUGAGGCGGGAGCGGGACCUGUGGCCGACGCCGCAGUGCGCCGAUGGGCAGUCGGCCGUGUCUGCGUGUGUGGUCGACGGGGGGCGGGGGCUGGCCAUCAAGGGCGUCUUGGCCGCGACCGUCGUCGACGUUGUCCCCAUGGCCGUUGCACGGAGCGCGGCGCCGCAGGAUCCCAUACUGCCGUCUGUCGUCGCUCUCAUACACGAGGUCGCCGCCAAGCUCCAUCUUUCCGAUGGGCCGGGGUACCGACCGUCGCGGGCGGACGGCAUGCUUGAGGCUCUGUGUUACGCACUGUCGGGUGGCUGCCUUGCCGAUGACAUGGCGGACGAAGUGAGGGAUGCGGCCACGCCCAGCAUGGCCCAGUUUCAGCGGCUGAUUAGGUUUGCGCUCGACACUACGGUUGGCGACGCUUCUCCGGCGACAGAGCCGAGCCGGGACGUCAUGACGGACGUCUUUCUCUGCGUCGGAAGCAUGGUGCGGGCGUGCGAGGAGACGGCGCUGCUCAUUACCGAGGAAGGCUUUGUCGGGGCCGGGCCGGCGCUUACACGGCCGGGGGACCAGAUCUCGGUCAUGCUGGGCUGCAUGAGACCGCUGGUGCUACGGGCCCAGGAGGCAUGGAGCGGUGGUGGUGGUGGCGGCACUGAAAACAGCAGCACGUAUGCCGUUGUCGGGCCCUGCAACGCACAUGGCUUGAACUGGGGCGAGGCCCUGCUUGGUCCGUUGCCGGAGGACGUGCGCCUCACAUGGGGCCCGUCCGGGCCUGUUUUCAGGAGUAGAAACACGGGUGAAGAUGCGGCGGCAGAUCCCAGGAUCGACUGGGACCUGCUGGAAGUCGGCGCCAAGGAGGAUGCGUUUGUGCAGAGGGCCACCGCGACAGACGGAGUGUCCAUGUACAAGAGGCCUGAUGCGGCGUAUUUUGCCAACAAGGGCGCCAGACUGAGAACCUUUCACUUGGUAUAA